Xenopus tropicalis (tropical clawed frog) is the source of this 1154-nucleotide messenger RNA. RefSeq names its product chromosome 2 C1orf232 homolog (gene c2h1orf232). The coding region runs from base 318 to 791 and encodes 157 amino acids. Lineage: Eukaryota; Metazoa; Chordata; Amphibia; Anura; Pipidae. The transcript has 5 exons. The record is from RefSeq and is a predicted model, not a curated record.
AACCCUGCACCUGAGAUGUUAUCCAUAAUUUGCAGCACUCAUGUCACUUGGUGCACCAGCUGGUAAUUGGGAGGUUUUCUGUGCAUUGGCAGACCUUGGGAUAGAUGCAGCGGGCAACCCACAAAUUUAACAGUGUUGAACUACAAACCAAUAUUUCAACUUCCCUGCAGUAGCCAGCGGAAUUAGCACUAAACUCUGAACAGUGCAAGGCACUCUGCACGCACAGAUACUCUGUACACCUGAGGAAACUAUCAACAUUGCAGAAAUUGCCUAAACCAUCGCUAUCUGAACUCCCUACACAAUAUCAGUCCAAUACCAUGAGUCAGAAUUUCUGGAAAUUAUAUAGAUCAAAAGUUUUGCAGACGUUCAAUGCAGAACAAGAAGAAGAACCCAAGGAAGAGAGCGAUACUGUGGAAAUGAUAGAGCAAGAAAAUCCUGAAGUGGAGACCGAAGGGUUAAAUAUGUCCCAGCUCGCCCGAAAGGUUCAAGGUGCACUUGGUUGGAGAAGUGUUGCUUCCCUUUUCACUAAAGAAGAAGAACAGCAACCAGAGCAAGUAGAAGAACAAUCUCCCGAUGAGCCCAAAGAAAACCCACCUCAAAAGCGUUCCUCAGCACUAUGGGAUGUGUUUGCUAAUAAGUGGCAGCAGAGCUCUGCUGAACGAUCAGAGGCAAGGGGUGUCCUGGCAGAACCUCCGGAAGAACCCAAUGAAGUCCAGCAGCCAGAAGAAACACCCUUUAGGUGGGGGUUUCUUACCAGCAAAAUUGCUGAGUUAAGGAGCAAGAACACUUAAAAGCCCUAGCCCUGAAAAGCCUCAUCACUAUGAACUCCUGAGGAGUUAUGUCACUUGAGCCAUUCCCUCAAGCUGCUGUGUCAACAAAUUAUGCCUUGGAGAGUUUUAUCAGCUUGGUCUUCCUCCAAAAGGCUGUACAACUUAAGAUACCCAGCAAAUGGCUAUGCAACUUGAUUCCUCACUUAACAAAAACACUUCUGACUCACAUAUAAAUGUAUUCUGUUCUGCAAAGUCAUAACCUGUCCUCAGUAAAAUCUGGUACUUAUUUUGUUUGAGAUACAUGAGCAGGACACACAUUAUCUUAUUUUCUGAUGUGUAUUGCUUUGUUGUGCAUUCCAGGCUCUGAAGUAAAAUUCUAUUCCC